AUGAAUGCCAUUUCAUCAUCUGGAAACAAAAAUGCAAUGACCGAAGCUGUUUCAACCGUGAUCAAAAGCACCAGGGCCAGUAAAGCGAAAAGGAAUGCCAUUCCAACUGUGGAGAGUAGUGUGAACAGUAAUGAUAAGUCAAAUGUGAACGGUAAUGUUGAAAUUGAAGAUAAAAAUAAAACGCCAUCAAAUGGCGAUUUUGUUUUGGCAAGUUCUUUACUUAAAAGGGGAAGCUCAAUAGUAUCACUUGCAAGUGGUAUCGAUAAGCUUGAAGUAUCGUCAAAUGACGACUUUGAACCGCCAGGAGCAACCAGCGACUAUGAUGAACCACCAGAAGGCAACACUAAUGACCCGCCAGGAGCAAACACUAAUGACCCGCUAGGAGCAAACACCAAUGACCUGCUAGGAGCAAUCACUAAUGACCUGCCAGGAGCAACCACUAAUGACCCGCCAGGAGCAACCACCACCAAUAAGCCGCUGCAGCCACAAACAUGA
Racocetra persica is the source of this 495-nucleotide messenger RNA. The record is from the annotation of a GenBank genome assembly. NCBI's taxonomy places the organism in Eukaryota, Fungi, Glomeromycota, Glomeromycetes, Diversisporales, Gigasporaceae.